CGUGUUCAUUCAUUCAACUUUAUGAUGACGAUGACGUGAAUAUUAUAAUGUUAAAAAAUAAGAGUAGAAAUAAAUAAAUAACGCAAAAAAGGUUGUAGUGAGGUUUUGGAGAAGAGAAGAGAAACAUCAAUCGUUAGGAUAGGAUGGAGUUGAUGUGUCAUUGUUCAACUUUUCUUCUUCCACCGGAAACUUCUUCUUCUUCUUCUUCCUCCGUUUCUCUAACAUACGCUCUUGUUAUUCUCAAUCAAAAUCUUCCCAAAUUCGCUCCUUUGCUUUGGGACCACGCUCAUACACGAGUUUGCGCUGAUGGUGGUGCCAACCGUGUGUAUGAUGAAAUGCCUCUUUUCUUCCCUCACCAAAAUCCUUCUCAUGUUCGUACCAGGUACAAGCCUGAUGCAAUCAAAGGUGACAUGGAUUCAAUCAGGACAGAAGUACUUGAUUUCUAUGCAAACCUGGGGACGAAGAUAAUUGACGAGUCUCAAGAUCAGGACACCACAGAUUUACACAAAUGUGUUGCAUACAUUCGUGACCUUAUACCAAAUACUGAUAAAUCAGAGCUAUGCAUUCUUGCCGUUGGAGCACUUGGUGGGAGAUUUGAUCACGAGAUUGGAAAUAUUAAUGUGCUAUGUCGAUUCUCCAACACGCGCAUUAUCCUUCUAUCUGAUGAUUGCCUCAUUCAACUUCUUCCGAAGAAUUACUCGCAUAAGAUCUUCAUUCAAUCUUCUGUCGAGGGUCCACAUUGUGGACUCGUUCCUAUUGGGAUGCCAUCCGGAAGUUCUACAACCACAGGACUCCAGUGGGACCUCAAGGACACAGAGAUGAGAUUUGGCGGUUUAGUAAGCACAUCAAAUAUUGUAAAAGGAGAUAUAGUAACAGUACAGUCUGAUUCAGAUCUUCUUUGGACAAUUUCUAUCAAGAAGCUCUAGGUUUUACAUGUUGCAUACUGCACCUGGCUUUCCAUAUCUUCCAUGUCCAUUAAUUAGAUGGGUCUUAUUCCAUUUAAAGGCCAGACUUUCUUCUGACCUUUUUUUUCGUUAGAUCUGCUGACAUUUGUUUACGCUUCUUUUACUUUUCAUUUACUGUACAAAUUAUGGGAGGGUGAAAGGGAGUUAUUCAUUGAUUUGGGAAGUUAUAUUCCCAAUAACCAAUAAUAAUGAAAGUUCAGGAUACAAAGAAGUUACUUAUAUUCCUUGACUCAGAUGUAUGUUUUUGUUUUCCAUUAAUGUAAUAAGCCGAAUAACAUGUUUGGUACCG
This is a messenger RNA of Medicago truncatula (barrel medic), 1254 nucleotides long. RefSeq names its product thiamine pyrophosphokinase 1. Lineage: Eukaryota; Viridiplantae; Streptophyta; Magnoliopsida; Fabales; Fabaceae. The coding region runs from base 144 to 926 and encodes 260 amino acids. Gene Ontology annotation, biological process: thiamine metabolic process; thiamine diphosphate biosynthetic process. Gene Ontology annotation, molecular function: ATP binding; thiamine diphosphokinase activity; thiamine binding. The transcript has 6 exons. The record is from RefSeq and is a predicted model, not a curated record.